Molecule: messenger RNA, 900 nt
Organism: Pseudoliparis swirei
Lineage: Eukaryota; Metazoa; Chordata; Actinopteri; Perciformes; Liparidae
Exons: 6
Coding region: 1-759 (252 amino acids)
Source: RefSeq, a predicted model, not a curated record
AUGACUAGCGCCAUGCAUUUACAAAACUGCGGCUCUGUGCUGGUGACGGGCGCCAGCCGAGGUCUCGGGCUGCAGCUGGUCGAGCGCCUGGCGAGUGGAGGCUCCUCCCCCGACAAGAUCAUCGCCGCCAGCAGGAACCCCGCGAGCGCGCAGAAACUUCAGGAGCUGGCAGAGAAACAUCCCAACAUCCACAUCGUCACUUUAGACGUAGUGAGCCAGGAGAGCAUCGAGCACUGUGUGGAGGAGGUGGGCCGGCUGGUGCGAGAGGAGGGUCUGAACUGCGUGAUCAACAACGCAGGGAUCAACGUGGUGGCCGAAAACUUCCACACCAACGCCGUGGCUCCUCUAAUGAUCACCAAGGGCUUCCUGCCUCUGUUGAAACGAGCUGCAUUGAGAGGAGGAGCAGGUGGCGCGGGCGGCAUGGGCAUCCAGAGAGCGGCGGUCAUUAAUAUGACGUCUCUGCUCGGUUCCGUGGCGCUCAACUGGGGCGAACUGGCCAAAAACUUCAAAUGGUACCCCUACAGGACGUCCAAGAGCGCCCUGAACAUGGUGAGUCGCUGUAUGGCUCGAGACCUGGAGCCUGAUGGGAUUCUCUGUGUUGCUGUAGAUCCCGGCUGGGUCCGCACUGACAUGGGGGGGUCUGAGGCUCCACUGAGUGCGGAGGAGAGCAUUUCUUCCCUCCUGUCUGUGAUUGGUGGCCUGACUGAAAAGCAUCACGGGUCAUUUCUGAACUAUACGGGAGAGAUUUUGCCUUGGUGACUCGUCUUAAGAGCGCGUCUAACGGAUCUGAAUGGCUAUUCAUUCCAGUUAGCAUCGUCGGCAACUAGUUAAACUAGCAAAGUUAAAGACUCGGAGAGCACAGCGUUUUAGAAAAUCCUACAUACUGUCCACCCGGUGGAC